Messenger RNA from Solea senegalensis (Senegalese sole), 1830 nucleotides. RefSeq names its product transmembrane protein 276b (gene tmem276b). Lineage: Eukaryota; Metazoa; Chordata; Actinopteri; Pleuronectiformes; Soleidae. Bases 320 to 1219 code for a protein of 299 amino acids. The record is from RefSeq and is a predicted model, not a curated record. The transcript has 4 exons. Gene Ontology annotation, cellular component: membrane.
CUCCCCCCUUCCUCACAGCGUUGGUCGCCUUCCAUCCAUCCUCCUCUCCUCUUCCUCUCCUCUCCUCUCCUUUCCUCUCCUCCGGUACCAUAACAGAUGGUGGGAUCAACAUUGCAUCCAGCGGGUACCACAACAAUAGCGCGCAGCCUCCAGUCCAGACAGCACUGGCCUUCCUGCACCGCGAUGCUCCCAGUGCGGGACUGUGUGCGGCAGUGAGUGCCGUCGUGAUUUAUUUCACGCGGUACCGCCACCAUCGCCACCAUCACGGCCACGGAGGAAGCUUCUUGCGACUGUUCGGGCUCUCCAUCGUGCGGGGAAGAUGGCCGCUAUGAAAAUAUUAACCAGCGCAGGGCUCUUCUUGGCGCUGUGCGCGCUCGGUUUGCUCACCAUGGCGAUUUGCACCGACUACUGGUACGAGACCGACGCCAGGCGACACCGGGAGAGGUGUAAAAACUAUGCCAACAAGCGGAACGACCCGGGCUACAUCUACAUUUCCAACCACAACCUCCCCCUCCAGAUGCCUCCUCUCAAGCGCCUGGAGAGCACAGGUAACGGCCCAGAGGCUGCUCCUCUCAUCCGGGGGAAGCGGCACUUUGUGGCCGCGGCGUCUGCCAUGGAGUCUCACUGCAGUCGGCAGUUUAACUCCACCAUCUCCGGCCUGUGGAGGAAAUGUCACCGGGAGGGAUUCGACCUGGAGACCGAGGACCUUAUUUACAAAGGAAUCAUUCAAAGGUGCACCCCGGUCAAAUAUCACUACUCUUCAUCCAUCCUACCACGGAAUUUACCCGUCAACAUCACCAAGACCAUACGACAGGAUGAGUGGCAUGCACUGCAUCUAAGAAGGAUGACGGCCGGCUUCGUGGGCAUGGCUGUCUCCAUCAUCCUCUUUGGGUGGAUCAUCGGAGUGCUGGGCUGCUGCCAGCAGCAUGACCUCAUGCAAUAUGUAGCUGGGCUACUCUUUCUCAUGGGAGGAACAUGCUGCAUCAUCUCCCUGUGCACGUGUGUAGCUGGAAUCAACUUCGAGCUGUCCCGCUACCCCCGCUACAUGUACGGCCUCCCCGAGGACAUUAGCCAUGGCUAUGGCUGGUCCAUGUUUUGUGCCUGGGGGGGCCUCGGGCUCACACUGCUGGCUGGCUUCCUGUGCACCCUGGCCCCGUCCCUGAGCACGCCCACCCGCACGACGUCCCACAAACCGAGGCAGGAGAACGGCACCGUGUGACAGGACUGAGGCGAUGUGAAGCACCGAACACAGGAAACACACACACACACACACACACACCCACACAAACACACACGCCCCUUCCAACGUCGACGUGCAACUCUGAGACGGUUCACCCUCUCACGCCGCCCUCAACAUCGCCCGUCCCUCUUCAGUGUUUUCAGUGUGCCUGCGUCGUGACCGAAGGAGCGGAGGGAUGACGAACUUCAUGCACCCACAGUCUCGAUUAAAAAAAAAAGAUAAAAAAAUCCCGAGAGGAAGUUCCAAGAACAAUAAGAGCGACACCUGCGUGACAUGUGACUGAGGCGUGGCUCUCACAGCACAAAUAAGACUUUUGGGUUUUUGUUCUUUGGGUUCUAAUUUUUAACAUGUUGACUUUUUGGCGAUUGAUAGGUGACUGUUUACGCUAAAGAAAAAAAAAAAAAACGUCUUAAAAUGGUGCUCACUUUACUGCACACACACACACACACACACACACCAGCUCACUUACGCCUGGUGAAUGAUGUGUGAACUCCUCCGAAGCAGAACCGCCAGACUUCCUGUUAGCAUUCCUCUUUCUGUUGCGUGAUGUGUGCAGUGUUAUAUGUGUAUAUAUAUACAUAUAUAUAUAU